AUGGUUACCAGGACGAGUAGGCACCUUGUGAAUGAUCCACGCAAGAGGCGGGUCAAGUCGUAUCACAGCACCUGCUGGUUCAAAUUCGAUUCACGUUUCUUGAAGCCAAUUCUGACGCACAGUGGUCCUCUCCUGUCGGAAACUCUGCCUCAGUGCUGUCUGCCAAUUGCUGACUGGUUGACCACUGUGGAUCAGCGGGAAGCUGCCUUGUCCAACUAUUACAGGGAGUCUGUUGACGGUGAUUUUGCAAUUGGCGAUGCUGCCUCCGACGGGUCUAUAAGGCAUGUCUCAACCACGAAGCUGUCGCCCGCCUCUCUCAAGGAGCAGAUCGAAGCACGCCAAAGCCUGGAGAAGAUAUUGAAGGGAGGGAAAUUGCGUGUGGCCUACAGUUCUUUAGCCUCGAACUGUUCACCCUUGUCUGAGAACCUGCUGAAUGAAGUGCAACCCCCUGUGCACAUCAAUGGUUCUGCGGACUCCGCACUUGUCCGCGUGGAAUUUGGAGAGCAGCGACCACAACAAUCAGACGGUGUUCCUUCAAUUUUGCCCUCUUCAUCAAAAGUUCAAGAUGUUUUUAAGCUGUGA
Messenger RNA from Mesocestoides corti, 582 nucleotides. Lineage: Eukaryota; Metazoa; Platyhelminthes; Cestoda; Cyclophyllidea; Mesocestoididae. The record is from the annotation of a GenBank genome assembly.